CUUCCUGCUUCGAGAAGCAGAGGCAGAGCAACCGACCAAAUUCUUCUCGAAGCAUUCGAUCUCCUCUCCUGGUUCCCGCGUCGCCUCACCUUUCCUCUCCGAUGGCCAAGCUCGACGCCCGCAAUCUCCGCUUCAUCCACGAGCGCCUCCCCUGCCUCGUCGACCGGCGCCACAUGGGCCAAGUCUGCCACUCCUGGCGCGAAGCCGUCGGGCCGCGGCAGCACCCACCGGAGCGCCCGCUGCCGUGGAUCCUUGUCCCGCGCGCCGACGGCCCUUCCUUCUCGUGCGUCCUCGGCGGCUGCGGCGGGCACGGCUUCGACGGCGUCCCGGACGUCGCGCGCACCGCGCGCUACUUCGGCGCCUACGACGGCGGCUGGGUCUUCCUCGCCUUCCACCAGAUCAUCCACCACGCGGUCCUCAGCCUCCGCGAUGUGCGGGGGCGCUUCCGCCUCCCCGAUUUUGCCCGUCAGGACAUAGCGGUUCGUGACUUUGGGCGGCCAGUCCCAGUCCGUAACAUUGCAAUGAUCAUGGUCGCCGCGACCCUCUCUUCGCCGCCGGAGGACGAGCAUUGCGUCGGCGCCGCCAUCAUCAUCUACUGGCCCUUGGAGUUUGGUCGACGCGCUCAUGCAUUCUGGCGGAUGGGGCAUGAGUAUGCGGUGAUGGGGCAUGGUCCCGAGGACAUCAACGAGCCAGCUCUGGAGGAUGUCAUACACCGCAACGGGGCCUUCCAUUUCCUCACCGAAGAAGAAAACCUCCAUGUUUUUCGAGUGUCUGAAUUCCACGAUGACGGCAACAAGGGCAAUAUUCUGAAGGUGGCGCCCAAGGUGAUUCGGCGCUUCUCGCCUGGUAAGCGCAAUUACGGCAGACGCGCGGCCGUUGUUCGCUACCUUGUGGAGUCCCGCGGGAGUCUCCUCAUGGUGGUCAGGCUCGUUUCUCAUCCUCGUCCCGAGCCACCGACGACGGCAGCGUUCAGGGUGUUCGAGAUGGUGGAACCACAGCGGCGUGAUUCCAUGUGCACCUGGAAGGAGCUGAAGUCGUUGGGUGGGCGGAUGCUGUUUGUCGCGCGAGGCUGCUCCAGAUCCUACGAGGUGGCCGACUAUCCGGGGGCUGAGUUCAACGACGGCGUCUACUUCCUCGACGACGGGAGGAUCUACCACGAGGGGACACUGUUCAGGACCCGCCGAGACGUUUGGCAAUAUCCCUGCAGAGACAGCGGCAAGUGGCUGCCAGUGGCGGAGGCGGUUCCGGCGCCGCCGUGUGUGGACAACUUCUUGCCGGAGCAAGGCCCUUCGAUCUACUCACCGCCAGUUUGGCUUCUCCCAUGAUACUGGUAAAUGGUUAUGAGGUAAUGCUUGGUGCUGAUGUGUUUGAUAUGUGCUUAGCUAAUUAGCUUACAGCAUGUCAGUACUCUGUUAGCCCGUCUACUCUUGCUGCAAAGGAUGAUGUUGCCGUGCCUUUCGGCGGUUGCUUCUUCUUUCGAGGAAUGAUUUGUCCAGUUAUUACAAUCUAUGAUGUCCCGUUCGAGCCUUUGAGGUUCAUUUGUUCUUGUAAUUGCGCGAAUGACUGUCAUUACUAGUUCAUAGCAUAACUUCAGUAUUUUCUGGCUCUUUUUACCAUUUCAGGCUUGUAUGAUUACGGAACACAGAUAUGGUUGUGUUCUUGA
This is a messenger RNA of Oryza brachyantha (malo sina), 1663 nucleotides long. RefSeq lists its product as uncharacterized. NCBI's taxonomy places the organism in Eukaryota, Viridiplantae, Streptophyta, Magnoliopsida, Poales, Poaceae. The record is from RefSeq and is a predicted model, not a curated record. Bases 102 to 1325 code for a protein of 407 amino acids. The transcript has a single exon.